This is a messenger RNA of Drosophila willistoni, 512 nucleotides long. RefSeq names its product ER membrane protein complex subunit 5 (gene EMC5). The transcript has 3 exons. Lineage: Eukaryota; Metazoa; Arthropoda; Insecta; Diptera; Drosophilidae. The record is from RefSeq and is a predicted model, not a curated record. Bases 98 to 448 code for a protein of 116 amino acids. Gene Ontology annotation, cellular component: EMC complex; early endosome; plasma membrane.
AUUUUUUAUUUCCGUGUUGAUAAACGAUUCAUUAAGACAGCUGAAUGAACAAACAAGAAAAUAAAAAUUAGAAAAUUCAAGAAUUAUUAAACAAAAAAUGGGCAGUAAAUUUUUUAACAAAUUGCUACUUGUAGCUGGAUUUGCAAGCCUCGCCCAUGCAGCCUUCUCUGCCGCACAUCAUCGCACUUAUUUGCGUUUGACUGAACAGGAAUGGACUAGUCUGCCGUUGGAUGUUAUACUUCAGACCGUGGUCAGUUUGGUGCUGGUCAUUUACAACAUAAUCGAGGUGGUGGGCAACUUUAAGGAGAUACGAGCCACAGUGGACAUGCAGCAGAAGACUUGGGACACCUUGGGCAACUUUCCAUCGUUCUAUUCGUUCAAUCAUCGCGGACGAGCCCUGAAUCCAGGUUAUAGUUUGGAUGGUUCAGAUGCAUAUGAAAACAAUUAGAUAAUUUUUAUUUGGCUAGUUUAAAGCAAUUACUUGAUAAAUGAUUAAUAACCAAAAACAUAAA